AUGCCUAGCAAUGCAUGUUCUGUUGCAUCCUGUAAAAGCAGGUACUACAACAAAACAAAGCAAGGUAGGGAAGACCUGAUAUUUUUCAGGUUCCCCAAAAAUCGAGAAAUUCAGAAGGAAUGGCUAAGAAGAUGUUACCGCCAAGACAAAAUUAAUCCACGAAAUCGUAGGAUUUGUAGUUAUCAUUUCAAUCCAAGUGAUUUUGAGGAUGAAGCUCAAGCCAAACGUAUGGGAUGUCCAGCGCGAAAACUCAAAAAAGAUGCAAUACCGUCACUGUUUUUACCCACAUCAGAAGAAGACUUGUCUGAAAUAAACUCGCAAAGAAAAAUAGGAUAUUUGCAAAAAGAUAAAGCCAUUGUAGAAGACAAAAUGACAUCUGUAUUACAAACCCCUAUUGACGGUAAAUGUCCAGAUUCAUUAGAACCACUUGGAAAGAAUACCAAAACUGAUACCCCCUUUUGUAUGAAGAAUAUUGACAUUUCUCAAGUGGCUUCAUCAAGCAAGGAAUCGGAUCUUGAAAUUCUGAAAAGAAAAAUGGAUGAGCUACAAAAUGAAAAUGCUAGGCUUAGAGAAAAAAUGCUUAGAUAUGAGAAUAAUGAAAAAAAUGCCGCAUCACAAAUGAACAGUUUGGAUCAAGAUGAACUGAAGAAGGAGGAAAGCAAAUUUAAGGAAGAAGAUGAGGAGGAGUUUAAAAACGAGGCUGAUCAAAUAAUAAUGCCAGGAUGUGCUGCAAUCGGUUGUCCAAAUUCAGCAAGAAAGGGCUUCAUUAUGAAACGGUUUCCUAAAGACCCCAAACGUAGAAAACAAUGGGCAGAUCAAUUGAAUAGGGGCAAAUGGUCUCCCACUGAAUGGUCAGCCUUGUGUGAGGUCCAUUUCAGUCCAGAAAUGUGGGAAAAAACGAAGAAAGAUGGCAUUGCAGACUCACCUUUAGAAAUUAAUGAAACAACAUUGAGCAACUCUGAUGAAUCGAUGCAGAAUGCUCCAGAACUCGUGAAAGGAGAAGACCCCCUUGAUAAUGAUUCUAAAUUUUCCAAUGAUUUGAAUACUGAAUCUCCAAAAAAAGUAUGCAGAGUAUGUUUGCAAUCCAAUGUGAACACAAUUUCUCUUUUGCAACUAAAUCCAGACGACGGUAGAAAUAUAAAUGAAGUUUUUCAAGAGUUAUUAGGAGAAACUAUUGAGCAAAUUUAUCAUUUAAAACUGCCACAAGAAAUUUGUGACAAGUGCCUAUUUCACCUAGGGCAUGCUUACAAGUUUCAGAAAAGUUAUGCAAAGACUUUGCAAAAACAAAACUGUGAAAAAGAUCCACUAAAUAUUACAUUAUGCAGAAUAUGCUUGGACUCAGGUGCAGAACUACCCUUUGAUUUGGAACUAACUUUAGACGAUGGUAGUACUUUAAAUGUAGUACAAGUCUAUCAAGAGUUAACUGGAGAAACCAGGGACCAAAUUUUUGAUUUAACAACGCCCCAACGAAUUUGUGAAAACUGCCCUGAUUCUCUAGUCUACGCCUAUCAGUUUAAAAAAGCUCUUAUAAACAGCACUCAAAUACUCGGGGAUUCUUUAUUAAACACUGAUUCAAUUUCUGAAGAUGAGGAUGAAUCUGAAACAAAAGAUAUUUUGACAAACAAAGAAAUUGAUCCUUUGGAAGAUGUGGCUGAAACAUUGGAGGAAUAUGAAGAGAUUCUAUUUGAAACAGAUGAUAAUUCCUCAAUCAAAAACAAGAUAGAAGAAAAUCAUAUUAGGCUUCACAGUUGUCCGAUAUGUUUUGAAAAGUUCCCCGCCUUAGAAUUGAAGCAGCAUUGUAAAAGUCACGACUCUUUGAAGAAAUAUUUCAGGCUGGCCCCAGUGUUCAAUAAAAAGAUUCGAUUCUAUGCAAAACCCAAAAACACUGUUUGCCUAUUUUAUAGAGACACCAUUCUCCACACUUGUCCAUUUUGUCUCAAAGCUUUCAGUGGUGAAGAUUUUAGAAAUCAUGUUAGAACGCAUAAGGGUGAUGGCAAUUUCAUAUGUAAACUGUGCGAUCGCAGAUUCCUAGGAAGAAACCAUUUGAAAAGGCACCAGUUGGCGCACAAGAGGGAAACUCCUUUUGAGUGCGAAAAGUGCGGCAAAGGAUUUUUCCUGAAGAAAAACUAUGACUUUCAUCAAUUUCAUCAUUCGAUGCCGCUGGAAUUACCUUUUCAGUGUAAGCACUGUUCGAAAUCUUUUGCCAAUCCUGAACAUUUGAAAAGACACAAUUUUACCCAUGAAAAAUCAAUGACUUAUAAAAAGUAUUACCCAAACAAACAAAACAUCCCGACUUGCAAAAAAUGCCAGCAAAAAUUCAAAACUCAAAAAGAACUCGAGGAUCAUAAGUGUUCCAUAAUUUGUGCUAAAUGCCUGAAACCAUUCGCAAAUAAAAAGCAAUUAACAAAUCACGGUUGCGAGGAACAACGGUUGCAAUUCGCAUGCAGGUGUGGCAAAGAAUUUAAGACUCUUUCGGCAUGUAAGUCGCACCGUUGUAAAAAAAGGCCAAAACAAUUAUGCAGCAUUUGUGGAAAGGAAUUCACCAAUAUGCAACAGCAUUUGCGGACCCAUAAUCAGCAAAAAAGCUACUCUUGCGACGUUUGUGAUAAAAAAUUCAUGUACUGGGAAAGCGUAUUGCGUCACAAAGUAGCUGUUCACAGGCCACCACAGACUUUCUCUUGUCAAUAUUGUGAGAAAAACUUCACAAACAAAAUUUACAUGAGGAAUCACGAAAAGAUACACACAAGAAAAAGAGAACAUGUUUGUGAAAUUUGUGGAGCCGAAUUUCUGUACCAAGUCUAUUUGCGAAGACACCAGAAAGUACACAAGGAUACAGAGUGGGAUUGGUAAUUUUAAAUGAUAAACAGACUGUGUUUGUGAUGAUUGUUUCUAAUUUUUGUUUAUGUAGUUUUGUUUAAAUAAUAAAAAACUGAAAAUUUCCA
This is a messenger RNA of Ceutorhynchus assimilis (cabbage seed weevil), 2942 nucleotides long. NCBI's taxonomy places the organism in Eukaryota, Metazoa, Arthropoda, Insecta, Coleoptera, Curculionidae. The record is from the annotation of a GenBank genome assembly.